Messenger RNA from Erinaceus europaeus (western European hedgehog), 4934 nucleotides. It is a transcript of the gene CASR, whose product is annotated as calcium sensing receptor. Bases 589 to 3807 code for a protein of 1072 amino acids. The transcript is spliced from 7 exons. NCBI's taxonomy places the organism in Eukaryota, Metazoa, Chordata, Mammalia, Eulipotyphla, Erinaceidae. Gene Ontology annotation, biological process: G protein-coupled receptor signaling pathway; regulation of calcium ion transport; detection of calcium ion. Gene Ontology annotation, cellular component: membrane. The record is from RefSeq and is a predicted model, not a curated record. Gene Ontology annotation, molecular function: calcium ion binding; G protein-coupled receptor activity.
GUCCUGGGGGCGGGAAGGUGCGUCCUGGGCGCCUGGUUCUAGCGGGACUAGCACAAAUCCAUCUGGGUUGUAAAGACAAUGAGGGAACCGAGCUGUGCCGGGUGAAGAUAACCGACCAGAGGACUGAAUUCUGCAGUCGGGUGUCCCAGAGGGGUCGGCGAGCGGGCAGCAGGGGAGGGGCGGAGCUCGGAGGUCCGGUCUGUGCUGAGGGUCUGCAGGAGCUGCAGGGGCGCGACCCCAGGCGCCUCUCCGAGGCUGGUCAACUCGGCCAUGGGGAGGCGGGCCGGCGCGCAGUUCCCAGCGCACGUCCUGGUCGGUCGCGGUGGAGACUGAACCUGCGGGCCCGCGCGCCCAGAGAUAUUUACAGAUGGUCAUUCCAUGAUGCUGCUUGUUACAACUCAAGGACUGCCUGCCAUACUGGUCUGCAGUGGAGAAGGCAGAAAUGGGAAUAUGAAUACCACAGCUUCCAUUCUGUUAUUAAUCACUCUGUAAACAUGUGCUACCACUACAGGGAGUAAACUGCACCACAGGGGGAAGUUCUUGGGGACCCCAAACCACCAGCACUCUUAUCAUUUCCUUUAAAGAACCAUGGCAUUUUAUUGCUACUGUUUGAUUCUCUUGGCCUUUACCUGGGAUAUUUCUGCCUAUGGACCUGAUCAGCGAGCCCAGAAGAAAGGGGACAUUAUCCUUGGCGGUCUCUUCCCUAUUCAUUUUGGAGUAGCAGCCAAAGAUCAAGAUCUGAAAUCAAGGCCAGAGUCUGUAGAAUGUAUCAGGUAUAAUUUCCGUGGAUUUCGCUGGUUACAAGCUAUGAUCUUUGCCAUAGAAGAGAUAAACAGCAGUCCAGCCCUUCUUCCCAACAUGACGCUGGGGUACAGGAUAUUUGACACUUGCAACACUGUCUCAAAAGCUUUAGAGGCCACUCUAAGUUUUGUGGCCCAGAACAAAAUCGAUUCUUUGAAUCUGGAUGAGUUCUGCAAUUGCUCAGAGCACAUACCCUCCACUAUUGCCGUGGUGGGAGCAACUGGCUCUGGCAUCUCCACAGCAGUAGCAAACCUGCUGGGUCUCUUCUACAUCCCUCAGGUCAGUUAUGCCUCCUCCAGUAGACUCCUCAGCAACAAGAAUCAGUUCAAGUCCUUCCUGCGUACCAUCCCUAAUGAUGAACACCAGGCCACAGCCAUGGCAGACAUUAUUGAAUAUUUCCGCUGGAACUGGGUGGGCACAAUUGCAGCUGAUGAUGACUAUGGCCGGCCAGGAAUUGAGAAGUUCCGAGAGGAAGCUGAAGAGAGGGAUAUCUGCAUUGACUUCAGUGAACUCAUCUCCCAGUAUUCUGAUGAGGAGGAGAUCCAGCAGGUGGUAGAGGUAAUCCAGAAUUCCACAGCCAAAGUCAUUGUUGUUUUCUCCAGUGGCCCAGACCUCGAACCCCUCAUCAAGGAGAUUGUCCGGCGCAAUAUCACGGGCAGGAUCUGGCUGGCCAGCGAGGCCUGGGCCAGCUCAUCCUUGAUCGCCAUGCCUGAGUACUUCCAUGUGGUUGGAGGCACCAUUGGAUUUGGUCUGAAGGCUGGACAGAUCCCAGGUUUCCGGGAGUUUCUGCAGAAAGUCCAUCCCAGGAAGUCUGUCCACAAUGGUUUUGCCAAGGAGUUUUGGGAAGAAACAUUUAACUGCCACCUCCAAGAAGGUGCUAAAGGCUCUUUGCCUAUGGACACCUUCCUGAGAGGGCUUGAAGAAGGUGGUGGGAGGAUGAGCAACAGCUCCACUGCCUUCCGACCUCUCUGUACAGGGGAUGAGAACAUCAGCAGUGUUGAGACCCCUUACAUGGAUUAUACACAUCUGCGGAUAUCUUAUAAUGUCUACCUAGCAGUCUACUCCAUUGCUCAUGCCCUGCAAGAUAUAUAUACCUGCUCACCUGGGAGAGGGCUUUUCACCAAUGGUUCCUGUGCAGAUAUCAAGAAGGUUGAGGCCUGGCAGGUUUUGAAACACCUACGACACAUAAACUUUACAAACAAUAUGGGAGAGCAGGUGACUUUCGAUGAAUGUGGUGACCUGGUGGGAAACUAUUCCAUCAUCAACUGGCAUCUCUCUCCAGAGGAUAGCUCCAUCAUGUUUAAGGAGGUUGGAUAUUACAAUGUGUAUGCCAAGAAGGGAGAAAGACUUUUCAUCAAUGAGGAGAAAAUCCUGUGGAGUGGGUUCUCCAGGGAGGUGCCUUUCUCCAACUGCAGCCGAGACUGCCUGGCAGGGACUAGGAAAGGAAUCAUUGAAGGGGAGCCUACCUGCUGCUUUGAGUGUGUGGAGUGUCCAGAUGGGGAGUACAGUGAUGAGACAGAUGCAAGUGCCUGUGACAAGUGCCCAGAUGACUUCUGGUCCAAUGAGAACCACACAUCUUGCAUCGCUAAGGAGAUUGAGUUUUUGUCGUGGACAGAGCCCUUUGGGAUAGCACUCACACUCUUUGCUGUGCUGGGCAUUUUCCUGACAACCUUUGUGUUAGGCGUCUUCAUCAAGUUCCGCAAUACGCCCAUUGUCAAGGCCACCAACCGCGAGCUCUCCUACCUGCUGCUCUUCUCCCUGCUCUGCUGUUUCUCCAGCUCCCUAUUCUUCAUUGGGGAGCCCCAGGAUUGGACUUGUCGUCUCCGCCAGCCAGCCUUUGGGAUCAGCUUUGUGCUCUGCAUCUCCUGCAUCCUGGUGAAAACCAACAACAUCCUCCUGGUUUUCGAGGCCAAGAUCCCCACCAGCUUCCACCGCAAGUGGUGGGGGUUAAACCUGCAGUUUCUACUGGUCUUCCUCUGCACCUUCAUGCAGAUUGUCAUCUGUGUGAUCUGGCUCUACACAUCCCCCCCGUCUAGCUACCGCAACCACGAGCUGGAAGACGAGAUCAUCUUCAUUACGUGCCACGAGGGCUCGCUCAUGGCACUGGGCUUCCUAAUUGGCUAUACCUGUCUGCUGGCCGCCAUCUGCUUCUUCUUUGCCUUCAAGUCUCGCAAGCUGCCCGAGAACUUCAAUGAAGCCAAGUUCAUCACCUUCAGCAUGCUCAUCUUCUUCAUCGUCUGGAUCUCCUUCAUCCCCGCCUACGCCAGCACUUAUGGCAAGUUUGUCUCAGCUGUGGAGGUGAUCGCCAUCCUGGCAGCCAGCUUUGGCUUGCUGGCCUGCAUCUUCUUCAAUAAAGUCUACAUCAUCCUUUUCAAGCCAUCUCGGAACACCAUCGAGGAGGUGCGCUGCAGCACCGCGGCACAUGCCUUCAAGGUGGCUGCCCGGGCCACGCUGCGUCGCAGCAACGUCUCGCGCAAGCGAUCCAAUAGCCUGGGUGGCUCCACCGGAUCCACCCCCUCCUCUUCCAUCAGCAGCAAGAGCAACAGCGAAGACCCCUUCCCACCACCUGAGAGGCAGAAGCAGCAGCAGCCAUUGGCCCUGACGCAGCAGGAGCAGCAGCCACAGCCGCAACCGCAGCAGCAGCCGCCCAGAUGCAAGCAGAAGGUCAUCUUUGGCAGUGGCACCGUCACCUUCUCCUUAAGCUUCGAUGAGCCUCAGAAGGGUGCCACAGGACACAGGAAUUCCACACAGCAGAACUCCCUGGAGGCCCAGAAAGGUGGCGAUCCCCUGCCCAGACACCAGGCGUUACUCCCGCUGCAGUGUGGAGACACUGACUCAGAUCCCAUUCCCCCGGAGACAGGCCUGCAAGGGCCCGUAGGUGGGGAUUGCCAAGCAGAAAUGCAGGAUCCUGAGGAGAUGUCACCAGCUCUAGUAGUGUCCAAUGCUCAUAGCUUUGUCAUUAGCAGAGGAGGCAGCACCAUCACAGAAAACAUACUGCAUCUGUAACUCAGAAGGACUUCAUUCUAGGGAGAACCCUGAGGGAUUUCCCAGGAUCACAGAUCCCCAUAGGGAUGAGGAAUUUCCCAGAUUCCUUCCCUCCAAAGAGGAAAUGCUAGACAAGUCAGAUGCCUCCAGCUCAAUUGUACUGUUUUAAAUGGCAAUGAAUUGACUAGUGUUCGCUUUAAUAUGGCACAAAGAAGAGCCAUGCUCUCCUGCAGUUGGGUUUGUCAGAGUCGAGACUGCUUUGUGUGCCUUCAGUUCUAUUCUGUCCAACAACCGAGAGAUGAAACAAGACAUUAACUCACCUGCCCUCAACACCGUGGAGAGCCUGAACCAGCAACAAAAGUGUGCAAGACAUCAGAUUUGCAAUCCUGGCAUCUGGCACCAGAUUACCAUCUAAGUUUGAAAGACACCUGUGCUACCCAGCCCCUUGACUUUAACUGUUUAAAACCAUAAGAUGAAUGUGUCCCCUCCUAUUUAUGAAAACUAUAAGAUAUUUGGUCGUCUACUUGCUGCUGCUGCUGCUGUCAUGUGACAUUCAGAAGGUUAGUGUACCUCUUGUUCCAAAGUCUCUGGCUUUGUCCAGAACAUGGAAGUGAUGUCAUGUGUAGAUUACAGAAUCACAGGAAUCACCACAAAUUGUUGAGAAAGGAUGUAUGAAUCUAGUAAGUUGUAAUCAGUAGCACUCUAUGUAGCUUAACUUCUAAGAAAAUGCUUCUGCUGUUACAGCCCAUGGGCAAUUUAAACUGGGGUAGGGGGCAUGUCUGAGUCUGGCUUAUGUAAGACAGUAUUACUGAGCUCCACUUUUCUUGACCACCAACCACUAACCACCCUCACAUCCAUGAGCUAAGCCCUGUGUGAGUCUUAAGGGUCCAGAUGCAGAUGAGUGGCAGACUGCUGAGAACUCAGGCUUUGGGAUCAGAAAGACUUGAGUUCCUGGCCUGGGUGAAUCUCUUUCAGGUUGGAUAAUCACAGGCAGGAAUUUCAAUAAUCCCCAGUGUCUUUGUCUCUAAAAUACUCAUCCUUUCCUUCCCUUCAGAGCUCCUAUGUGGACUAGAUGAGAUAAUGUAUGUAAAGUGCUUUAGCAUGGUGCCCGCACUUAAUAAUAACUCAAUAAAUAUUAGCUGAUAUUA